AUGAUUUAAUAGACCAAAAACCAAUUCAAGCUUAUAAACUGAUUUAUAUUUGUGCUUUCAAUACCAUAUACUUACCGUAAUUCAUCAUGAAUAGAAAAACUAAUAAAAAUCUGAAAGGAAGAAGCUUACCGGUCGCUCCCGAAGACGAGUUGUUCAAUCAAACGGACUCUGAUAAUUCUUCAUCAUCCAAUGAUCAGCAACUCUUCAAGAACCAGACUUUGGUGAUGGACCUGCACGGAAUGCAGAAGGAUGAGCUGCCGGACAAUCCACUCCCUGAGGUGAAAACUCGGAAGCUCUUAAAGAAGAAACGGCCCAGACCUGAUCAAGCCCAGGAUCAGAGUGCAGGCAGCCUGACCAGCAGUUCCGAGAGCUCCGUGGCUACACCAGGGCCCGAGAAACAGGAGGAGUUCUUUGAUGCCCAUGAAAGCUAUUAUAAUAUUCAAGAGAACCAACAAAGUACAACACCCAAUCUUCUCGGCGUCACAUCAAAACAAACGGACAAUCCCGAAGCCUUGCGCCUAGCCUCACCGCAGAUCACCUCACAGGAAAAAUCAGUACCGGAGAGUACAGCUGUUUCAGACGCCACCACGGCGGCCGCUAUAACACAAGACACUGGAACCGGACGGACGCCUCGGACGAGCGCUAAACCUAUUCGGCCAAGUAAUCCAGAGUGAUUCUACAACAGAGAU
This is a messenger RNA of Cydia strobilella, 689 nucleotides long. RefSeq lists its product as uncharacterized. Bases 87 to 674 code for a protein of 195 amino acids. The transcript has 5 exons. NCBI's taxonomy places the organism in Eukaryota, Metazoa, Arthropoda, Insecta, Lepidoptera, Tortricidae. The record is from RefSeq and is a predicted model, not a curated record.